This is a messenger RNA of Cuscuta epithymum, 1059 nucleotides long. Lineage: Eukaryota; Viridiplantae; Streptophyta; Magnoliopsida; Solanales; Convolvulaceae. The record is from the annotation of a GenBank genome assembly.
GUCUCCAAUCUGAAGGGGACAAGUUUUCUGCCACGCUCCUAUCACGAUGUUCUAUUGAGACUGGUUUCUAUGUUCAGAGUUAUAUGUGAGUACAUUCAUUUCUAUCUAUAUCUGAUCAAAUUGAUUAGUAUGCAUUUUUUACCCUUUGAUUUAUUUUUUUAUUUACCUGUUGCGGUAUGUCUUAUGAACUUGCAUCCUCGACUGUGCGGAGGAGUUGCUUAAUUUUUGUAGUUGUAAUAUUUGGUUAUUUCUUUUCAAUCGCUGAGGACAGGUUUGUGAAGGACUCAAUUAAGAGUGCCAUAAAGGAUCAAGAAGACAAUAGAGACGAAGAAUACCGAGCACGAGAAGAAGAAGAAGGGGGCGCUCAUCAAAUGAGGAAUUGAUUCUUUUGCCCCCAACAUAUCUUUGUAAAAGUCUAUUGUUUCAACUGUCAAACUUUAUUUGAUUAUUCAUCUAAUUAAAUUUUUUCUGGCUCACAAAAAGACUUGGAUGAAUACAAUCUUGGAUAAGUCCGCUGAUCAAUCCAGAUUCGUCAUCAAGAAAUAUGAACUCAAAUCUCCUAAAUCAUCUUCCAAUUUGUCUUCCCUGCAUACUUCUUCCCGACCAACAAAGAAAUCACCUAGAGCCGCCGUCUCUUGCGUAGCUCUGCUAGAGGAGAAGAGAGUGGCGAGAGGAGAGCUUGAGGAGAAGAGAGCUGUCAGAGGAGUUGCUUGCUGGAGCUUGAAGUUCUUCGCAAGCACCGCAGAAGCAGGACGAAGCAGGGACGGAGAUCGGAGAAGCCAGGCGAGAAGCAGGGAAGAAGAUCGAAGAAGCGCAGAAGUCCUAAAAAAAGACCGGCUGUACCGUGCGCACGGUACAGCCGGCUGUACGGUGUAUUUUACCUACUAAUGCCACCACGGCACCACCAUUCUCCAUCAAUAAUGCCUUUGAUGACAUCUUCAAAACAAAAUUUGCAUUUCCGAUUAAUAAUGUUAUCUUGAUGAUGAGGAGCGGCGAAGGGGAAACCUUAGCCGCCUCCUCUCCUUCCUCUCUCUUUGUUCAAUUUUUUUUUUUACUCCA